AUGCACCCCGACGAAAUUCCCAAGCAGGGCGAUCUCGUCAGGAUCCACUACAUGGGCAAGCUAUCGGAUGGGACCUGCUUCGACAACUCGCGAACGCGGGGACAGCCGUUUGAGUUCGUUCUUGGCGAGGGCGACGUCAUCGAUGGCUGGGAGGCACUGAUACCCACGAUGGCCUUGGAGGAAAAGGCGGAGCUGGUAUGCCCUCCAGAGUACGCCUAUGGUGAAGAGGGUGUGGAGGGCAUCAUCCCAGCAAAUGAGACUUUGACCUUCCGGGUAGAGCUGCUUGACAUAGGACGGCCCGCAGAAGAAGGAGACCAGGAGGAGAACAUUGUGGAUGUUGGUGACACCGAAGAAAAAGAUGAGGAAGAGGUGAACUUCUGGGACAAGGACGAAGAAAGAGAGUCUGGUCGUGGUCCCGCAUUUGUUUGGGAGGCCUCGGGAAGCGGCCGGGAAAUCUUGAUCCGUGUCCCUUUGGACGAUGAUGUCCGGGUGAAGCAGAUCAAGUUCAACGUCACAAGCACUUCCUUAAUGUGCAAGAUUGCCGACAAGAUGAUUCUUGACGGCACUUUGUUUGCACAAGUCCUCACAGAUGAUUGCUUCUGGGACUUUGAGAAGAAGGAUGGCAAGGCUUACCUGCUCAUCACGUUGGGCAAGAUGGAUUCCAGCAUCAGGUGGAGCUCCGUACUCAAAGACGGAGACAUGCCUUCAGACGAGGGCGGUGUCGAGGUCUUGGGUGGUCAGGAGGCUGCGCAAGCGGUGGCCGGCGCAAAGAAGGCGGCUUGA
Symbiodinium pilosum is the source of this 783-nucleotide messenger RNA. The record is from the annotation of a GenBank genome assembly. NCBI's taxonomy places the organism in Eukaryota, Dinophyceae, Suessiales, Symbiodiniaceae.